UUACCAUCCUCCCUCCCUCCAGACUUUAAUGACAGUCACCGGGGCGAUAUAAUAUUCACUUGGAACCUAAACGUACGACGUGACCCGACUUCCCUCAUAGUUCACCUAUUUCGAUCGACCUCGUAGAAUCUCUCCUGACAGAAAUCAACAACCAAGAUCAAAAUGGGGGGUCAACUAUCCAAGAUGAUGGGCAAGAUCUUCGGAUCUAAGGAAAUGCGAUUGUUGAUGUUGGGUCUCGACGCUGCCGGCAAGACCACGAUUCUGUACAAGCUCAAACUCGGUCAGGACGUCACUACCAUUCCUACAGUCGGCUUCAACGUCGAGACGGUCACAUACAAGAAUGUCAAGUUCAACGUCUGGGAUGUUGGUGGUCAAGACAAGAUCCGACCUCUAUGGAGACAUUAUUUUAGCGGAACCCAAGGUCUAAUCUUCGUUGUCGACUCCUCCGACCGCGCACGAAUGGCCGAGGCCAAACAAGAACUGCACCGUAUUAUCAACGACAGGGAGAUGAAGGACAGCUUGCUACUGGUAUUCGCGAACAAGCAAGAUAUUAAGGAUGCUAUGAGUCCCCAAGAAGUAACGGAUGCUCUACAACUCCCGUCUUUGAAGGACAAGAUCUGGAACGUGGCGCCCAGUUGUGCCAUGUCGGGAGAGGGUCUGCUCGAGGGUCUGGCAUGGCUAUCGAACAAUGUCAAGGUUCCCCCUACACCGCCCAAGAAGUAGGGCUUCUUAAUUCUCUGUUGUUCCCUUGAUACCCUUGUUGUUUGAUUUAGAAUAACCGCGUCGCAAAGAGCCAGUGGGGCGCGGGCGUGGACAUUGAUGGAUCGAGCCGCAAUCGUCUGUCGAGUCGCAUAGUCCGUAUGGCUCUAAUAAUACGAAGAAUUUUGGUUCGGAUAUGAAAUCCUUUCGGCACGAUACGAUAAAGUGAAGGGUCUUCUGCGUCA
This is a messenger RNA of Annulohypoxylon maeteangense, 944 nucleotides long. RefSeq names its product ADP-ribosylation factor 6. Gene Ontology annotation, biological process: intracellular protein transport; vesicle-mediated transport. Gene Ontology annotation, cellular component: cytoplasm. The record is from RefSeq and is a predicted model, not a curated record. Gene Ontology annotation, molecular function: GTPase activity; GTP binding. The transcript has 3 exons. Lineage: Eukaryota; Fungi; Ascomycota; Sordariomycetes; Xylariales; Hypoxylaceae. The coding region runs from base 163 to 723 and encodes 186 amino acids.